This is a messenger RNA of Gryllus bimaculatus (two-spotted cricket), 393 nucleotides long. The record is from the annotation of a GenBank genome assembly. NCBI's taxonomy places the organism in Eukaryota, Metazoa, Arthropoda, Insecta, Orthoptera, Gryllidae.
AUGGCAGCCACGAAGGAAGGUUUCCUGAUGAAGCAGACGUGGUCCUUCAACCGGUGGCGCCGACGGUACUUCCAGCUGAAGGGCCACAAGCUGUACUACGCUAAGGACCCCAAGCGCCAACAAGAAUAUUGGCGUAAGCCGUCACUAAGGAGCAACCAAGAGAGAGACGUGUGGGAGCAGCCUCCGCAGCCGCACCGACCUUGGGCGCUUCCGCUGUGCGACCGCAACCGGCCUGAAGCAAAGCGUUACCACGCGAAGCAGCGCGAUUUUCCGCACGCAACGCGCCGCGAAUGGGUGGUUGGCAAAGCCCAGUUAGCUUGUCUAUGCUUGAUGCGCGAAAAUAGUGCCACCGGGCAGUCCAAAAGCGUUCGAGAAGAAAAAAAUACGGAAUAG